Molecule: messenger RNA, 2334 nt
Organism: Priceomyces carsonii
Lineage: Eukaryota; Fungi; Ascomycota; Pichiomycetes; Serinales; Debaryomycetaceae
Gene: NRP1
Product: Nrp1p
Exons: 1
Coding region: 1-2334 (777 amino acids)
Molecular function (GO): mRNA binding; 3'-5'-RNA exonuclease activity
Source: RefSeq, a predicted model, not a curated record
AUGAGUGAUAUAUACUUGGUUGUUCACAUAGCUACCACAUGCGAUGAAUCAACCUCGUAUGUUUCCAAGGAUUCAACAGAACUAAUCGAAUUUGGCUGGUCGGCUGCUGAUGCCAGGACCCUUGAAGUUCUUCAUGAAGAAUCAGUGUUAGUAAGACCCGUAAAUACACCAAUAACAUCCUACUGCUCGCAACUUCAUAAAGUGACUUGGGAACACGUUAGAAAUGCUGGAACAUUCAAGGACGCUGUUAGCAAAUUUGAUACUUACGUUCAAGAAAACAUAGUGCAAAAGGAAUUAGAUUUUACAUUUGUCACUUUCGAUGUUAGCAAGUUAAGAGUACAGUUGCCAAGAGAGGCAAGAGACAAGUCGGUGAUACUUCCUUCGUAUUUACAACAUCCUCGGGUUUUUAAUUUACAGAAUGAAUAUGCUAAGUGGCAGUUAUCACAUCCUGAGGCUCUCUCAUAUUCUGCCUCGUCAUUAUCAAGCAUUAUGGCUGCGCUAGAGGUCGAUUUUGUUAGCGAAAAGAAUGGAAGCAAUGAAGAUGUAUCUUCGCCAUCUACACCAACUCCUAUUUCUUUGGCGUCUUCGACUACAAGUUUCAGCUCGAAUACUUCUACAAAUUUGAAUUCAUCGGAGCCUGGCGCGUUUUGUGAGACUAAAACGAUGUCAACAGUAGCACUUUACACGAGAUUGCUUCUGCAGUUAGUGAAAAAGUCAUUGCCUCUUAGUGAACACCCCGAAGUGUUGACAAGACCUUAUGAUUCUUAUCGAGAUGUAAAGUCAUUCUUGGAGGAAAGAUCAAAAAUCCUCUUUCUUUCGAAUUUACCACAUGAUGUAAUUCAAUCAGAAUUGGAAUCGUGGUUUACUCAAUACGGUGGUAAACCAAUUGCAUUUUGGACUUUAAAAAAUUUGGAUUCUUUGCCCAAUGAAAAAUAUAAUAAUGGUAAUGGCUACGGAUCUAGUUUUGCGACUAGAAGCAUUGCAGGUUUUGUUGUAUUUGCGACUCAUGAAGAAGCGGCAGAAUCUUUGUCUAUGAAUGGAAGAGUUUUAAAUGAUCGCGCGAUUGAAGUCCAGCCUUCUUCAACCAGAGUCCUAGAUAAGGCCAGUGAUGUAUUGACACCGUUUGCUUCUUCCAAAAAUCGCCCAAGACCUGGAGAUUGGACAUGUCCGUCUUGUGGCUUCUCGAAUUUUCAAAGAAGAACGGCAUGCUUCAGGUGUUCGUUUCCUGCAACUAGUGCUGUCGCUAUUCAAGAAUCGAUUUACCCACCCGGUAUGAUCAAUAAUCGCCGAAAUGGAGGAAAUCAAUCCCAGAUGCAAAACCAUGCUGCAGACAAGGUUACAUUGAAUGCUGCAAUAGUUAAUGCUGCAGCUGCGACAAUGAAUACAAACCAAAAUUAUAAUAAUUUACAAGACUUUCAAUCUUACGGUAAUCAACUUAAUAAUGGCCACUCUCAGCGCACUAUGGGCCAUCAUCAACAACUUCAAAAUCAUAAUAAUAAUCAUGGUCACAAUAACAAUAAUGGGCGAUCCAAUUAUGGAACUAGCGUUCCAUUUAGAGCUGGUGAUUGGAAGUGUAGUAAUGAAUCAUGUCGAUAUCACAAUUUUGCUAAAAACUUGUGUUGCUUAAAAUGUGGUAAUAGUAAGCCAGCAACGACGCUCAAUAACCAAGGAAUGAAUUCGCUCCAUUCUGUUAAUUCAACAGCAGCUGCAAUUGCAGCUGCCACCGCUAGUGGACAACCCUUAAAUUUGAGUAACGGAUUCAUGGGAUUGCAGCAGCCGCAACCUCAUCAUGCACAGCAUUAUUCACAGACCGGACAGCAGCAGCUGAAUCGCCAUCAUGCUAAUACCAUUGGAAAUACCUUUGCAAAUAACAAGUCUGGAAAUUUGACUUCCUACUCUCAACAAGUUAAUGGAUCAAGGGGGAGCAGGAAUGGAACGCCGCAGCCUCAGAUACAGUUGUUACCUCAACAGUUGAUGAUGAUGCAACAACAACAACAACAACAACAACAACAACAACAACAACAACAACAACAACAACAACAACAACAACAGCAGCAGCAGCAGCAACAACAGCGUCACCUGCAAGUCACAGGUUCUAACCAGCAUCAAAAAUAUUCUCAAUCCAUGAGUAAUUCACCAGCAUUGUAUUCGGGAUUUGGUCAUCUGCAACAUAAUCAGAAUUAUUCUAUGAAAACUGUUCCAGAUCCUCCACAUUCAGCACCAGUAGUUGCGCACGGUGAUGCCAACUCUACGGGAGCCACAUUACAAACUUUUUCACCCUCUCUAGGUAUACUCACCAACUCAAUUGAUUCGUUGAACUUGAAUAGUCACUAA